Messenger RNA from Pocillopora damicornis (cauliflower coral), 834 nucleotides. RefSeq lists its product as uncharacterized. Lineage: Eukaryota; Metazoa; Cnidaria; Anthozoa; Scleractinia; Pocilloporidae. The record is from RefSeq and is a predicted model, not a curated record.
UGCACAUAAAGAACGCCUGGUAAAUGGCAGUAAUAAGCGUUUUCCUGUUGGGCAAUAAUAAGAACCGAACACCUCGCUUUCUGAAAUUCCGAAAACGUUGAUAUUCUGCCGAGGUCCGCAGGAAUAAAAUGAGCAUUUCAAUCGAUGUAAAAGAUAAACAAGAUCUCAAUAAACUGCAUUGAUAUCCAAAAAAGGGAGAGAAGAACAAAGCUUACCACAGUAGCACAGUUCUUCCACCCAGGCAAGUGACAGCUGAGUCAAACCACAUCAGAUCCGGAGAGCACCGUAAUGUUUCAUCGUUUCAUAUGCCGUUGUUUCGUCAUGUUAUUCGGAGUACCGUUGUCUCUUUUGGGAUAUAAUGAUGGGAUGUCUUCUCCAAGAGGAACGAAAAGUGCUAAACAAGAUUGGGGCCCUUCUGACCAAACAGCUGAACAAGGCUAUUUUCUUAAAGAGGAGUUCCAUUAUCUGGACGUUACUCAGGUCGGAAAGUUGACGAUAUUCGACAUGUUUCAUUGCACCCUGGCGUGCCUCAGAAAUAAUUUGUGCCUCUCUUUAAACAUGGCCACCUCUCAUGGAACAGACGGAAAACUUUGGUGCGAAUUGUUGUCUUCUGAUAAGAACAGAAACGCUGGGAACUACCACAAAAACACGAGUUCGCAUCAUUUUUCCAUUCUGCGGUCUCCCUGUUCUUCAUCGCCGUGUCAAAACGGAGGAACCUGCAUCCCGAAUUUCAGCUCCAACACUUUUGAUUGUCUUUGUAAAGAAAGUUUCGUCGGAGAAUUCUGCGAAAAAGCUGUACAAUCAUGCAAGGAAGUGUAUGAAGCAAACAAGUAA